Arabidopsis thaliana (thale cress) is the source of this 1247-nucleotide messenger RNA. RefSeq names its product PLATZ transcription factor family protein. NCBI's taxonomy places the organism in Eukaryota, Viridiplantae, Streptophyta, Magnoliopsida, Brassicales, Brassicaceae. The transcript is spliced from 4 exons. The record is from RefSeq and is marked reviewed. Gene Ontology annotation, cellular component: nucleus. Bases 282 to 1052 code for a protein of 256 amino acids.
UUUCUCUCUCUUUUUCUUCCCUCUAUCUCUCAUCUCACCAACACUAAUAAACAACAACCAAGUUUAUAUGAUAUUUAAAAUGUGUAAAAGAGUUAUAUCUCCGAGGAAUAAUCAAAUAUAAGUUUUUUUUUUCUCUCUUUCUCUCUCCCUUGUGAUCCUCCAUAAAUCCUAUCAUCAAGUACUCCCCUAAAGAAUCCUUUUUCUCUUCCUAAUAUUACUCUUUGUAGUGAGUAGUGGCCAAAAGUUUCCAUCUCCCAAAGCUGACUUUCAGUUGAGUCCUCAUGGGAAUUCAGAAACCGGCAUGGUUGGAUGCGCUAUACGCAGAGAAGUUCUUCGUGGGAUGUCCAUACCAUGAGACGGCGAAGAAGAACGAGAGGAACGUGUGUUGUCUUGAUUGUUGCACCAGUCUCUGCCCUCACUGUGUACCCUCUCAUAGAUUCCAUAGACUCCUUCAAGUUCGCCGUUAUGUGUAUCACGACGUUGUUCGGCUUGAAGAUCUUCAGAAACUCAUCGACUGCUCUAACGUUCAAGCUUAUACAAUAAAUAGUGCAAAAGUGGUGUUCAUCAAGAAGAGACCACAAAAUAGACAAUUCAAAGGAGCUGGCAACUAUUGCACUUCUUGUGACCGAAGUCUUCAAGAACCUUAUAUCCAUUGCUCCUUGGGUUGUAAGGUGGACUUUGUGAUGAAACGUUACAGGGACAUAACCCCAUUCCUCAAGCCAUGCCACACUCUAACCCUAGGUCCUGACUACAUCAUCCCACAAGACUUACUGACAGAUGAUGAAGUGGCGGCCUACGAGACUCCUCGAUCAACUGUGGUAGACGGCGAUGAGUCCAUGAGCUGGUCCUCAGCUUCCUCGGAUAACAACAAUGCGGGUGCGGCGGCUGCUUAUGCCGCAACCACCACCCAUGUCGUGAGGAAAAAAAGGACUGGUUUUUGCCUUUGCGCUAAAUCGGCUAAUAGUUAUAAAGAAGUUUCGGAGGAUCCUGACGAUAUUUCUGCUUGCAUCAAUCGGCGAAAAGGCGUUCCUCAACGAUCUCCUCUCUGUUAACGUACUCUUUUCUUCUUUGUUUUUGUUUUCUAAUCUUCUUUAUUAGUUUCUUUUCACCAUAUAGUCUUAUAUGUUACAUGUAUGGAUUCUUGUCGUGCGGUCUCUCUAAUAAAGUUUAUAAUCAGUUUUUUAUUUUAUUUUAUUUUGCUUACGUAGAUAUUAGUUUAGCAUACCUUAUAAAUUCAUAAGAAAAAA